CGACGACGACAACCUCAAGCUUCAUUCUCCCCGGUCAAUUUUCACGCCAAAUCCUCAAUCAAAAUGUCUACCGCCCAGGAGCUCUCCAACAUUUCCUCGGACUUGAUCUGGGAGAUCGUCCGUGACAACAACUGCUUCUCCGCCAAGAGCAAGAAGAACGGCGGUGUUCAGUUCUCCCGGGACCCCCUCAACCUGACCAACAAGAGCUCCCGAAAGCACGCCGGCUUCGUCAACGACAAGGCCGUCGGUAUCGCUGCCGGUGAGAAGGGUGCCGUUGUUGUCACCACCAAGAAGGCUCAGCCCAACAAGCCCGCUCAGAACAUCACCACCACUUCUUACAGCGGCUCCAAGAGCAACCGCAAGACCUACCAGGCUGUUGCCAACCAGGUCGCCAAGAACUCUUACCGCGCUGACCUCCGCUCCGCCGCUGUCGAGCGUGCUUCUGCCAUCAAGAAGUCCCACAAGCCCGUCAAGCCCGAGCCUGAGCAGAAGCUCCGUGGCAAACAGGCCAAGAAGGCCGCUGCCGCCGCUGAGGAGAACUAAGCUUUUACGAUGCAAACAUAGAAAUGGAUGGUUGUGAAUAAGGCUACAGGAUGAAGCUAGGGAGGUAGGCUGCUAUUUCACACCUGAUGAGAAAAGGGAUCAUCAGAAUGGGCAAAGCACAUGAACCGAGGUCUCUGGGUCAUUCACGGCUGGAGUUUUUGAGCUCAAAAUGAAUGAAUAUUCCGUCGGCGAUAUCGUUGGCAACUCAAAAGAAUUGUGUCAAAUUGUUGAUAUA
Molecule: messenger RNA, 778 nt
Organism: Fusarium graminearum PH-1
Lineage: Eukaryota; Fungi; Ascomycota; Sordariomycetes; Hypocreales; Nectriaceae
Exons: 5
Coding region: 64-543 (159 amino acids)
Biological process (GO): translation
Cellular component (GO): cytosolic large ribosomal subunit; ribosome
Molecular function (GO): structural constituent of ribosome
Source: RefSeq, a predicted model, not a curated record